AUGCGUAACUUUACGAGGAUCCCGCUUUGCCGCUCCCCCUCUGGGAAAUGCCUGAGGAAGAGUGCACACCUGGCCGGGAAGUACCCGUUCCGCUUUAACAAGGCCCACAUAAAAACGCUGCACAACUUCCUAGACGUCCUAGAAUUCGAAGAGGGGAAAGAAGACGAUACGGAGUACAGACGAAUCGAUGAGCUAAGCAAAUACAUUGAAGUUGUCAAAAUUAAGGACAGCCCAAUUAACGAAAGUAAGUACUAUGGAUACAACUUCGAAAAUGAAGAUAAUUUUUUUCACCCCAAUGGAGAAUUGAAAAAGUUACCUGAACAGGUUAGGCAAAAUGAAGAACAAAUAAAAGAGUACAUACAUGUUCCCCCAUUCGUUUUAACGAAAUUAUGCGAAUAUGCAUUUAAAGAAAUUUUAUUUUUUUUAAAUAAAAAACAUUUGAAGCAAUUGAGUAAUAUAUUGAAGGAUGGGGAGUCCAGCAAGAACGACAAGUAUGUUGCCAUGACUUUAAUUAAAAAUGCCGUGAUCAGUGCUGAGCAGAAUUUGCCUGGAUGCCAGGACACAGGGACGGCCAUCAUCCUGGGCAAAAAGGACGAGGAAAUAUUAACCACUUACGAGCACAAGUAUUUGAACUUGGGCGUUUACAAUGCGUAUCGGAAUAAUAAUUUUCGAUACAGCCAGCUGUCUCCCCUGAGUAUGUUCAGCGAGGAAAAUACAAAAAACAACUUGCCGUGCCAGAUUGAGAUUUACAGCUCCGUGCGUGGGGGGAAGGCGCCCACUGUAACCACACCACCGGGGGUGCAGGCGUCUGCAACGUUUGCAACGUCUGCCCCGUCUACCGCGUCCACCGUUUCCACCACUCCCACUGUGUGCUCCCCCAAGUAUGAACUGAUCUUCAUCGCCAAGGGGGGAGGAAGCGCAAACAAGACCUUCCUCUUCCAGCAAACCAAGAGCAUCCUGAACGAAGACAAACUCUACGACUUUCUCCUAGAAAAAAUUAAAGAAAUAGGAACGUCCGCAUGCCCCCCAUACCACUUGGCAGUAGUCAUUGGAGGACUGUCUGCUGAAAUGAAUUUAAAAGUAGUUAAAUUAGCAUCGUGCAGGUACUUGGAUAAUUUGAAGAAGAAAGGGGGGGGAUAUGGAAAAGCAUUCCGAGAUACAAAGAGUGAGGAGAUUAUCUUGCAGAAGGCACAGGCACUAGGUAUAGGUGCUCAGUUUGGGGGCAAGUACUUUGUGCAUGACGUGAGAGUGAUCCGUCUGCCAAGGCAUUCUGCUUCCUGUCCUAUUGGUAUUGGCGUUUCUUGUUCAGCUGACAGGCAAAUAAAGUGCGUCAUUAAUAAAGAGGGGGUAUUCAUGGAGGCACUGGAACAUGAACCGAUAAAGUACCUCCCUGAAAUUACUUACAAGGAUUUGAAGCAGGUCGGGGGGGUUGUCACGCGAACUGGGGGGGAUGAUCACCCAGGAGGAAAGGAAACAGGAGGAGGACUACCAGGGGAAGAACUACCCGGGGAAGACCUGUCAGGAGAGGGAGGCGUACCCAUCAACCUUAAUCAGCCCAUGGAAAGCAUCCUCAAAUGUCUGUCCGAGCAUCCAGUGUCGACGCUGCUACUCCUAUCGGGCAAAUUAAUAGUCGCCAGGGACACAGCCCAUAAAAGAAUAGUGGACGACUUUGUCAUGAAGGGAAUACCCAUCCCAGAGUACUUUAAAAAGUUUCCAAUUUACUAUGCAGGCCCUGCGAAAACGCCGGAUAAUUACGCCAGUGGAUCUUUUGGACCCACCACAGCUGGCCGUAUGGACGCCUAUGCUGAAGUACUUAUGAAGAAUGGGGCUUCCCUAAUUUCGCUAGCCAAAGGGAAUAGGUCAUCCGUUGUAAGGAACGCAUGUAAGAAAUAUCAUGGGUUUUAUUUAGGUAGUAUUGGUGGCCCUGGUGCCAUUUUGGCCAAGAAAAAUAUAAAGAAAGUGGAGGUGAUUGACUUUGCGGAGCUCGGGAUGGAGGCCGUGCACCUCAUCGACGUGGUCGACUUCCCGGCCUUCAUCGUCAUAGACGACAAGGGAAACGAUUUCUACAACAAGUGGAUCCCCCAGUAA
Molecule: messenger RNA, 2088 nt
Organism: Plasmodium coatneyi
Lineage: Eukaryota; Apicomplexa; Aconoidasida; Haemosporida; Plasmodiidae
Product: Fumarate hydratase
Exons: 1
Coding region: 1-2088 (695 amino acids)
Molecular function (GO): hydro-lyase activity
Source: RefSeq, a predicted model, not a curated record